Messenger RNA from Capronia epimyces CBS 606.96, 990 nucleotides. RefSeq lists its product as uncharacterized. The coding region runs from base 1 to 990 and encodes 329 amino acids. The record is from RefSeq and is a predicted model, not a curated record. The transcript has a single exon. NCBI's taxonomy places the organism in Eukaryota, Fungi, Ascomycota, Eurotiomycetes, Chaetothyriales, Herpotrichiellaceae.
AUGCCGGCGCCCAGUGUGCCCCCGCUCCCGCUGCAAGCAUACAAAGUGCUCUCGUUCGACGUGUACGGCACGCUGAUCGAAUACAAGAGACACAUCCUCUCGGCGUUCCAGCCGCUGCUGUCGCGGCUGCCGGCGUCGUCUCCCUAUCUCGACGAGACGCCGAUCUCGGUUUCCGGCGGAGGUUCCGGCGCGGCUACCAGUGCCAGUGUCGGCUCCGUCGAGUUCCUCAAGCUGUUCCAGCGGCACGAAGACGCCAUCAAGUUGGAGCAGCGGGAUCCGGCGCGGCGGUUGCGGUUCGACGGCAUCCUGCGCGAGAUCUGGCGCCGCGUCGCGCGCGACCUGGCCGUCGACACCUCGGAGGAAGAGGCCCGGCGGUUCGGCAGCGACGUCGUCAUCGCCAGUUGGCCCGCGUUUCCGGGCACCGUGGACGCGCUGAGACGGCUGGGUCGGCGGUAUAGGCUUGUGGCGCUGUCUAAUGUCGACAGUUACGCUUGGUCCAUCACCACUAAGAGUAAGAGUAAGAGUACCAGUGCCAGUGCCAGUGCCAGUGCCGGUGCCAAUACUAGCACGGCUAGCCAGCCUGACGCUGACGCCGACGCCGACGCCGACGCCGGUGCCCUCGCCACAGUGGAUUGGUGGAAGGUAUUUACGGCCGACAACUUCGGCGACGAUGUCGAGAACGCCGACGACGUCAAGUUAGAAACACUGGUCAAAUACUGCGCCGACCACGGGGUCGCGAAACACGAAAUCCUCCACGUCGCCCAGAGUCUCGGCCACGACCACGCGCCCGCGAAACGCCAACGUCUGGCUUCGGUCUUUGUUGUCGGCGACGGGCCCUUCUGGGGCAAGGAGGCCGAGAGUAGAUUGGCCCUCGAGCGGGACUUGGUCGGCUAUGCCUGGCGCUUUGGCAAUCUCGUCGAGUUCGCCGACUUUGUGGAUAACAUCAACUCGUCCCCGGCACAUGCUGCCGGUGGCUCGGACGAUGCAUGA